Messenger RNA from Octopus sinensis (East Asian common octopus), 1056 nucleotides. Its product is annotated as band 4.1-like protein 5. Gene Ontology annotation, molecular function: protein binding. Gene Ontology annotation, cellular component: cytoskeleton. NCBI's taxonomy places the organism in Eukaryota, Metazoa, Mollusca, Cephalopoda, Octopoda, Octopodidae. The record is from RefSeq and is a predicted model, not a curated record.
AUGGUCCCUUGUGAGUCAGCGGAGUUUGUGGUUUCACAAAUCCUCGACUAUUCUAAAGACGGUCAAAAAACAGGACUAGUCGGGUUGGGGGCUCGUGAUUACCUCCGAAUUGAGGCUGGGCUGUGUUUAUAUGGAAAUGAACUCAAUGACGUCACAAACAUCAAAGAAGCCGGUCUCUCAUGGAUUUUGAUGGUGGGGAACAAGUCCUGGUUUUUUAAUCGUCGAAUUUUUGGAAACAAAAAACGAAGCACAAUCAACGAAGCAGAAAAACAAAAGCCAAAAAAGGGAAAUGUAUUCUGCAAAAUAACAUUUCUGGACGGAACUGAAAUCUGUUGUGAACAACGUAAAAAGUGCCUUGGAAUUGAUUUGAUUGAAUUAGCCAUCUACCAUUUGGACUUGAUAGAGAAGGACUACUUCGGACUGCAGUUUGUGGACUCGGACAACGUAAAGAGAUGGCUCGACCCACUGAAAACACUCUCCCACCAAUGGAAGAGCAAAUCUCUCUUUGACCUCAACUUUGUAGUCAAAUUCUACCCUUCCGAGCCCAACAAGAUGCGAGAGGAGUGCACUCGGUGGGCUAUUUGUGGGUGUUGUAGAUAUCAGGUUUAUCUCCAGCUAAAAAACGACCUUUUCACGGGCAAAUUGGAAUGUGGGCAGGACGUGGCUGUGGAAUUGUCGGCUCUUGUUCUCCAAGUAACCAAAAUUAUUAUUUUAGCCGAAUUGGGUGAUUUUAACAGGAAAAAUCAUUCUCUUGGAAAUAUUUCUGAAUUUCGGUUUGUGCCCAACCAAAGUGAACAAUUUGAGAGACUUGUUUAUGACGUUUUCCGGACAUAUCGGUUGGAAUAUUGGCAGAAUUGCAGUGGUUUGACUCCCGAACAUGCCGAAUUGGCAUUUCUGAAUAAAUGCAAGUAUUUGGACAUGUAUGGAGUGGAUUUACAUAAUGUGAUCGGCUGUGAUGACAACGAAUACUUACUUGGGCUUACUCCUUCAGGAAUUCUUAUUUUUGAACGUCAGGAGAAGAUUGGUUUGUUUUUUUGGUAUUUUUUAUUUGUGUGA